This is a messenger RNA of Gopherus flavomarginatus (Mexican gopher tortoise), 3512 nucleotides long. RefSeq names its product mitotic arrest deficient 1 like 1 (gene MAD1L1). The record is from RefSeq and is a predicted model, not a curated record. Gene Ontology annotation, cellular component: kinetochore; mitotic spindle; nuclear envelope. The transcript is spliced from 18 exons. Lineage: Eukaryota; Metazoa; Chordata; Testudines; Testudinidae. Gene Ontology annotation, biological process: attachment of mitotic spindle microtubules to kinetochore; mitotic spindle assembly checkpoint signaling. Bases 99 to 2252 code for a protein of 717 amino acids.
GCGAGUUGGGCUCCAGUUCUCGUGAGAUCUCGGUGCAGGACAAGGAGGGAGAUCCAAGCAGGAGCGACGGAGCCGGCUGCGGCAGCAGAGAACUCACAAUGGAGAACCUGGAGGAUAAUACAACUGUGUUCUCCACCCUGAGAUCUUUCAAUAACUUCAUUUCACAGCGUGUGGAGGGGGCAUCUGGUCUGGCCACACCAGAAUCAUUUCAAAGUACCUUGCAUAUGCAGUACCAGCAGAGGUUGCAGAUGGAGGAAGAAGCUGGUCAAAUCCGUUCCAAAUCUCAGCUUCUGCAAGUGGAACGGGAGAAGAUGCAGAUGGAGCUGAGCCACAAAAGAGCUCGCAUUGAGCUGGAGAAGGCAGCUAAUACUAAUGCUAGGAGCUACGAGCGAGAGGCUGACCGUAACCAGGAGCUCCUCACACGUAUAAAGCACUAUCAGGAAAAGGAAGCGGAGGCUGAGGCUAAGCUGAAGGAACAAAUGGAGAUGAAUAAAUCCUAUAAGAAGAGCAUGGAGAUUGUGAGCAAGAAGCUGCAGGAGAAGGAGAGCAAACUGGCUGAAGCUAAUGAAAUGAUCAGCGUAUUGAAGGGGAAAAUAUCUGAGUUGCAGUGGAGUUUAAUGAAUCAGGAGAUGCAAAUGACAAGCCAGGAAUCUCAGAAGCAGGAGCUGAUGGAACAGCUGGAUGUGCAACACAAAAAAUGUCAGGAGGCCAACCAGCAAAUCCAGUUGCUGCAAACAAGCCAGUCUCUGUUGGCAGAACACGAGCAGAAAAUUAAGGAUCUGGAACAGAAGCUCUCCCUGCAGGAACAAGAUGCUGCAAUUGUGAAGAACAUGAAGACAGAGCUGGCCCGAUUCCCAAAGAUGGAGCAGGAAGUGCUCCAGCUCAGGGAGGAUAAUGCCUUCUUCAGGGAAAUGAAGGAAAACAAUGGGUUACUUAGAGAGGAGGUGGAAGGUCUCCAGAGGAAAUUGGAGCGCUAUGAGAAGGUUCAGGCAGAUCUAGUGACCCUUGAAUUGGAAAAUGAGAAACUUCUGGGAAAGUUGAAAAGCUGGGAAAAACUAGAUGAGAGCACUGGCUUAAAUAUCAGGACCCCUGAUGAUCUCUCACGGCAGAUUGUUGCCCUGCAACAGAGGGAGCUUGUUCUGAAAGAGCAGAACUCUACCAUCACAAACAGUGCCAGGAUACUAGAGAAGGCUCGGCAGCAGCUACAGGAAGAGGUAUUGCGGAUCCAGAGCCAGCUACUGGAUGAGAAGAAAAAACGUGAGCAGCACGAAGGUCUUGUCAGACGCUUGCAGAAACGAGUGCUGCUGCUUACCAAGGAGCGUGAUGGAAUGAGAGCAAUUCUGGAGUCAUACGACAGUGAGCUGACCCCAUCGGAGCACUCGCCUCAGUUGAGCCGGCGAAUGCGUGAAGCAGAAGAAAUGGUGCAGAAGGUGCAUGCGCACAAUGCUGAGAUAGAGGCUCAGCUGUCCCAAGUUUUGGAAGAAGUGGGGACCCAGAAGCAAAGAGCAGAUAUGUUGGAAGUGGAGCUAAAGAGCCUGAAGUCUCAGGCAUGCACAGCAGCUCAGAGCAGCUUCGUCACUACUGAGGAAGUGAACGCACUCAGGUUAAAAAUCGAAGAGUUGGAGGCUGAGAGAGGGCGGCUAGAAGAAGAGAACAAGUCUCUGGAAAUGAAAUUGGAAAAGCUCACUCUCCAGGGUGACUAUGACCGCAGUAAAACCAAAGUGCUUCACUUCAGCAUGAAUCCAGCAAGCCUGGCCAAGCAGCAGCGAAAGGAGGAGCAGCACCAGCUUCAGGAGGAGUGUGAGAGGCUGAGAGAGCUUGUCAGGGUCCUGGAAGGAGGAGGCUCUGUCCCUGGGAAUCUGGAGAUGGUUGGAAGUUUGCAGUCACCCCAAGAAGUUGCAGAGCUGAAGAAGCAAGUGGAGAGUGCAGAACUGAAAAACCAACGGCUGAAAGAGGUUUUCCAGACCAAGAUCCAGGAGUUUCGCAAAGUGUGCUACACGCUGACAGGAUACCAGAUUGACAUUACUACUGAGAACCAGUACCGGCUCACCUCCAUUUAUGCUGAGCACCAAGGGGACUGCUUGCUCUUUAAGGCCUCCAGCUCUUCUGGUGGGAAGAUGCAACUUCUGGAAACUGAAUUCUCUCUCACAAUCCGUGAGCUCAUUGACCUGCACCUGCUGCACCAGGACAGCAUACCAGCAUUCCUCAGCGCUGUAACCCUCGAACUCUUCAGCCAUCAGACCUGUGCUUAGCCCUCACUGAAUCCCAGCCUUGUACUUUGGACGUGUGACUAUCAUUGUUUCACCACUGACCAGUCUAGUGCAGUGGAAAGGGGUUCCAUGAGCUAGCCAUGCCAAGUUCUUUUUGUUUCUUCUGCUGCAUUCGGUUGCUUCCAAUUUCUUUUGAAGUCCCCUCUCUCCUUUUCUCCCCAAACUCUUCAUGUCUGUUUGAAGAGUCAGCCAAGGAGUCUGAAUGAAGAAGGCAUUUCCUGCUUCCUCCUGAGCUGGAGUCACAUUCCUUUGGCCCAAAGUCCAAUUAUUCCUUGGCAAUAUUUGUCCAACCCAAAGGCCUAUCUUUUUUUAUGUUGAUUUUACUAACCAAUCUCUCUGACAGCUCUCAGCCCACCACACACAUGCAGAUUUCCACAGUAAUAUUUCCAGGGGAGAGCAUGUGUAACUCCAGGUCAGAGUUCCCUUUUGCCAACUCCCUACCCCCCUGUUUAUGAACAUUGAGACCUUUUUAUUAAAUUACCAGCCUCUUAUGUAGCCAGUCUCAACAGGAGUCGCUGUCAGGAAGAGCAUGAGAAUGCCAGCUUUGGGGAGCUCACAGCUGCUCAAGUCCCAGCUUCUUGCAGGACAAUCCUGUUGAAUUGGGUCUCAACCUCUCCCAACUGAAAGCUCUUUAAAACAGAGACCACAGGCUCUAGGGGAGAUGACAGCUCAAGCUGCCACCAACUAAUGAGGACUUAGGGUUGCCUUCUGGGAGUGCAGGACAUUUGUGGAGGACUGGAGUUAUGGAUGGAUAAUUGAGCCCUUUGGAUACAGCCUGCUCUCAUAGACAGCUCGCUGAUCAAUGCGAGUUGACAGUCUUUCAAGACAUAAAACUUUGCGAGAUCUAGUCCUUCAUAACUCCAGAUCCUGGUUUGCCAGAACUCAGCACCCAUCUCUCUUUCUCCCUCUUGUGCUGUAUGCCCAGUGCUUAGAUGUCGCUUGAGUGCUUUUCCUUCCUUGCGCAAGACUCUCAGGGGUUGCUUGGCUUAUCUCAGGAACACAGGGAAAGGAGCAGGGAGUGGAUGGCCUCUGUGUGGUAUAUUCACUUGAAUUGCUGUUUUGUAGCCCAGUGUCCAUAGCCAGGGUUGUCACCUUCUUGUAUUACUGGGUGUAACUCUCACCACCACCACCACCUUUCUCUCCUGACUCUGCUGAGGGACCUUUCUGACAGCUCUGAAAUCUUGUACUAUGAUGGAGGGGGGUUAGUUAGUUUGUUUUUCAGAAUAAAGUGUCACUUCCCCA